AUGGACUGGACGCCGGCCGACCUGCACUUCGAGAUGGAGGAUAUGGUCGAGGACGAGGCGGAGAGCAAGCGCUCAUUUGAAAUGCAAGACCCCGAUCCCCUGCCGACGAAGCUGGAGAGUGCGUUCGAGAGCGGCUCGCUGGUGAAGUCCUACGAGCCUGUUGCUGGAUAUGACUAUCACUUCAGAUGGACAAGGGAUGCGGAGAGGAGGGUCGUCAAGAAGAUCGACCGACGCAUCUGCCUGCUACUCGGCUUAAUGUUUUUCGUCCUCCAAGUCGACCGCGCCAGUAUCACCCAAUCCCCUUCAAAGGACAUGCUGGAAGACCAAGGCCUCUCCCGGGACGACUGGAAAACGGGCCAAACAGUCUAUUUCGCAUCGAUUGUGGCGGCGACGUUACCAUCUCAACUCAUAGGCAAGUGGAUCGGUUGUGAGAAGUGGAUCUCGCUGCAGAUGAUCUCGUGGAGCAUCGUCGCGAGCAUGCAGCUCGGCGUGACGGGACCACGGUCAUUCUGGGUCAACCGAGCUUUGAUCGGGAUCUUCGAGAGCGGAUUCGUGCCGUCCAGUAUUCUCUACGUGAGCUAUUUCUACACCUCUACCGAACUCACGAAACGCCUCGCAUGGUUCUGGGUCGGCUUCCCGAUGGCAAGGGUCGCAUGCACGCUGUUGGCUUCCGGGAUGAUGCAGUUGAGCGGGCUCUCAGAAUUCCCCAACCCGCAGGGGUGGCUUCCUGGCGCAGUGAGCGCAAUCAUUUUUCCUCUUGGCUGCAUUGCGUGGCUAUGCCUCCCUCCGUCGCCAACGCAGACACCCUCUAAAUCCCAUGGGAGGCGGAGCUGGGUAUCGGCCACGGAGCAGAAGAUCAUGGUCAACCGCGUUUUGCGGGACGACCGUGGCAAGGGCGAAAUGAGCAACCGUGAGCCGAUCACGCUCAGAUCUCUUUACACCUGCUUGAUGGACUAUCGGAUGUGGCCCAUCUACCUCAUAGGCCUGUCCUGGCAACUACCCAUGCUGCCCUCUGUCCAGUACCUCACCAACAUCCUCCGCACACUUGCCAUGAGCGACUUCGAGCGACGACUUCGACACUUGCCCGCCGACCUCAUCUGGACCUUCAACCUCUUGCUCUUCACCUACUUCUCGGAACUGGUCAACGAGAGGCUCCUGGUCAGCUCUCUCAGCCAGGUGUGGUGCUUGCCGAUGCUGAUCUCGAUGUAUGUCUUGCCGUUCGACCGGGAAAACAUCAACACGUGGGCUCUGGCGUUUUUGACGUGCGCGCAGCCGUUCGUUCAUGCGAUGCUUCUCGGGCUGGCGAGUCGCAACUCCGGGUCCGUGGCGAAUCGGGCUGUUUCGGUGGCGGUGUACAAUAUGUGUGUCGCGGCUUGCAACAUCAUCGCACUAAACAUAUACAAGCGAGAAGACGCACCUUUCUACUUCGCUGGCAACAAGAUACUCAUUGUGGUGGCGGGCUGCAAUAUCGUGCUCUUCCUGAUUGCGAAGCGAUUCUACGUCUCCCUCAAUCAGCGGCGGGAAGUACGAUGGGAGACAAUGUCGAGGCAGGAUAGGCAAGUGUAUCUGGCGACGACGAAGGACAGAGGGAACAAGCGGCUGGACUUCCGAUUCGCGCAUUGA
Saxophila tyrrhenica is the source of this 1623-nucleotide messenger RNA. RefSeq lists its product as uncharacterized. The record is from RefSeq and is a predicted model, not a curated record. Gene Ontology annotation, biological process: transmembrane transport. The coding region runs from base 1 to 1623 and encodes 540 amino acids. Gene Ontology annotation, molecular function: transmembrane transporter activity. The transcript has 3 exons. NCBI's taxonomy places the organism in Eukaryota, Fungi, Ascomycota, Dothideomycetes, Mycosphaerellales, Extremaceae. Gene Ontology annotation, cellular component: membrane.